CUGAGCCGGUGUCUUGCUCAUUCUCCUGCUGCAUUUCAUGAGGACAGAGGGGACAUGAAUCUAUACAAGAGCUUUGGGAAUCUAAUGGAGGCUUGGGUGUCUGAUGGAGACCUGUGUUUGGAACCAGAAUGGGUCAGAAAUAAUGAUGAAGACCUUCCUACACCUUCCUCCGAUGUGGGGACAAACCUGCGCUCAGAAUCGGUGGACUCUGGAGUGGAGACAGCCAGCUCUGUAAUGUCCUUCCCUCCUACACCAUGCUCCAUCUCAACAGACAACGCAGAAAUGGAGGCUUUCACACCAGAACGAGAAGGACUCACUCCAGCUUCAACAUCACAGUCUCCUGUCCUCUCCUCUCCUGUGCCUUCCCCUCCUCCGUCUUCCUCACCACAGUUGCUUCCCAGCAGACUUCAGGAGGACUCAACGGCCUUGCACUUAAAAGUGGAGCAAGCGCUGCAGAAGACAGACUCUCUACGUCAAAAGAAAAACCCAGAGCCCCUUACAGUGGAGGAGGUGCUCAGGAGACGUCCUCGAGCACCUUUUUUGCCCAAAAGGCACACAUCAGAGUUAGUGAGGGGUCAAAGGUCAGAGAGUUUUAUCCUCAGGCGGACAGACCAUCCAUCAGUGCUCUUGAGACAGAUGUCAGAUACGUGCAGACGGCCUAUGUCAGUGGGUUCUGGCAUGCAGCUGGCCCAGAUGAGAUCAGAGGACCUUGGUGAGGAGGCGAGGACAGGAAUGAGUCCCGGGCUUCGCUACCUGGAGGACGUGUGCCAAAUGUUAGAGAAAAUUGCCAGAGAACAGAUGCACAGCCGAGCGUUACAGAUGGAGAUGGAUACCCUGCAGGAGCAUGAAGACAUGGAGGUGAGCCAGGCUCCCGACACUUGUCAGGGUGACUCUGAUGCUGCUGAGGAGGAUCUAACUUCCUGUCAGAGUCUUGGAAAUACAGAAAGUGAGGAGCAGACUUCCAGUGUACCCCAACAGCAGAAAGAAUUUCAUUACGGACAUUUUCGGCAGAGAUCAGCUUCAGACACAAAUCUUUCAAAAAUGCAUUUAAGAAAUUUGGAUGCAGACUGCAGAGGGCAGCAUAUGAGUACAACUGACCUGAUGGAGGAGGUAGAGGAAGAAUAUGAAAAGCAGGAGUCUGGAAAAGAGGCGACGCAUAAAAAAAACAAGAACUGGAGGUUAAAAUUUGGGUCUUGGUCGAAACAGGACUCUGGAUUGAAAGAUGAGAAGGGCCAACAGAUGCAGUCAUUUGAGAGAAACUCGGCCCGACGGCGGCUGAGCCAGCUGUUCAAGUGGAGGAGGAAAACUCAGCCUGUGUGAACGGACCACAGCGUGUCUGUUGAGAUGCUUGGGACAUUUUUGGUUUCAGUUCUGAAGAGGAGGAAGCUCUCCUUUAAAGGUCUGAGCACUGUCGCUGCUGCUUUCAAACUGACUCCCUAUUCAGCUCACAGGAUGAAGCAAUCUGCCAUGUGUAUUUAUUCUAUCUGCUGUAUACUUGCCUAUAUUUUUUAUACUGACGAUAUGAUGUUCUAUAUAGCAAUGUGAUGGAGAAUGGGAUUUCUCUGUCAUGUCAUGUCAUGUCAUAGCACUACAAAGCUUGAUUUCAUUUUACAAGCAUCAUAUUUGUAUCUGUAAAAUGCUGCAAAUUGGUGAAGAAUACGGGUAUGCGCUGUUCAGUAUAUCACACUAUACAUGUAAUAUAAUGUAAAUAUAACCUUCUGACAUUCUUA
Molecule: messenger RNA, 1730 nt
Organism: Epinephelus lanceolatus (giant grouper)
Lineage: Eukaryota; Metazoa; Chordata; Actinopteri; Perciformes; Serranidae
Source: RefSeq, a predicted model, not a curated record